AUGGGCUCUCAAGAAGGCGAUGUAAUCGAGAAGGGCGCGGAGACAGCCCAAGGUCCAACCAAUGUCUCCGUGAGCGAGCAGGAAGUUGAGAAAGUCUAUCACCAUAAGCUUGAUGCCGACGAAGCUUUGGACUUUUUCAGAUCCCAUGGCAUCACGACGGUAUCCCCUGAGGAUGACAAGCGCAUACUCCGCAAGAUCGACAUGUUCUUAAUGCCUCUUAUGCUGGUAACAAAUACACUCAACUUCUUGGACAAAAACGCGUUAUCCAACUCAGUCAAUUUCGGUCUCAAAGAAGACAAUCACCUUGUUGGAAAUCAAUACAGCUGGGCUAGUGGUUCGGUAUUUUAUCUCACGUACAUGGUCUGCCAACCACUUGUAUCGCGAUCCUUACAAUGGUUCCCUGUUGGAAAACUACUGUCCGUGUCAGUCGUAGCUUGGGGAGCGGUCUUGAUGCUUACCGCCUGCACCCGCUCAUUCGCCGCGUUGAUGAGCGUCCGUGCUGUCCUUGGUGCUUUCGAGUCGGUCAUCAACCCCACUCUCAUGCUCAUGACCGCCCAAUGGUACAAGCGAUCUGAACAACCUGAGCGUGUCGGUUGGUGGUUUAUGGGCAAUGCUCUCGGCCAGAUUUUUGGUGGUAUUAUCGGAUAUGGCGUUGGCAACAUCAACGCUAAUCUCGAGGUCGGAAACUGGAUCUGGUAUUUCAUUAUCUUCGGCGGAUUCACAAUUCUCUAUGGAGUCUUCCUUUACUUCAUUAUCCCUGACAGCCCCAUGACUGCUAGGUGGCUCUCUGACCGUGAUCGCGCUCUGGCCCUUGCGCGUGUGCGCCAGAACCGAACAGGUAUCAUGAACCGACACCUCAAGUGGUACCAGGUCAAAGAGGCUCUCCUGGACUUCCAGACAUGGAUGCUUGUCAUCAUUCAGUUUCUCACCAAUGUACCAUCUGGCGGUGUUGCUAGCUUUGGAACGCAAGUUAUCAAAGGCUUCGGAUUUAGCGCCUUGAACACGACAUUGCUCCAAAUGCCUCUUGGUCUAAUCCAGGGUAUUACGAUUAUCCUAGGUGGUCUCGCUUGCAAGUACUUCAAGAACUGCCGAUGGAUCGUCAUGAUUGUCACCCAAAUUCCCGCCUUGGUCGGUGCAAUCUUAUUAUACACACUCCCAUCUUCGCACAAAAACUCGCGUCUCGCGUCUUACUACGUCAUCCAGACUCACAGUAUUGUUACUAUCAUGGAAUACUCCAUGGUAACAGCAAAUAUUGCUGGUACGACUAAGAAGAUGACUGUUACGGCUUUGCUCUUCAUAUUCUUCUGUGUCGCACAAGUCGCUGCUCCGCAGUUAUUCGUCAGCUCCGAAUCGCCUCGGUAUCCCACAGCAUUUAAGGCGGCGUUCUCUUGCUUCGCUUUAUUGAUUAUCCUGCCAAUUGUGCUCAUGCUCUACCUCAGGUGGCAGAACCAGAAGCGCGACCGUCAAUACGGUAAAGUAGACCAUGAUGACUCUACAGAUAUAUCGGCGGUGAAUGGCGAUGACCAACCCGAUGAGUUUUUCGACUUAACGGAUUUCGAGCAGAAAGAGAAGUUCCGCUACGUCUACUAA
Hypoxylon trugodes is the source of this 1590-nucleotide messenger RNA. Its product is annotated as major facilitator superfamily transporter allantoate. Gene Ontology annotation, biological process: allantoate transport; transmembrane transport; tripeptide transport. Gene Ontology annotation, cellular component: plasma membrane. Gene Ontology annotation, molecular function: dipeptide transmembrane transporter activity; allantoate transmembrane transporter activity. Bases 1 to 1590 code for a protein of 529 amino acids. The record is from RefSeq and is a predicted model, not a curated record. The transcript has 3 exons. NCBI's taxonomy places the organism in Eukaryota, Fungi, Ascomycota, Sordariomycetes, Xylariales, Hypoxylaceae.